GAAAGGAUUAUAGAAAAAAAAAAAAUUACUGAAUUCAAUUUGAAUCAUCAAUCAAUCUGUCACUUGUAGCUAUGAUUCACCAUAGACAUCAACAAGUUUGCUUCGGCUAUGAUGAUGAUAUUCAUUCCAUCACAUCUAAUCGUCAUGAUUUGGCCAACAGCGAUGAAAUGAUCCAAAAUUCUCGUCAAUAUUCAGCAUCAACAGCAGAUCUUUUUAUUUCGCAAAAUUAUCCGGCUAAUAUUGAAGACGGAAUUAUUAUAGAAAAUAUAAAUCAAAACACAAAUUCUUAUCAACAUAAUCAAUCAGUGGCCAACAUGGUAGUGACAAAAGAUUCGAAACGAUUAGCUCGAAUUUUUCUCGAUACAAGUCAAUUUGAUCAACAGCAACAAUUACAACACUCCACCGAAAUCAUGAAUAAUGGUUUUGAUUGUAAUGCAAACAUCUAUACUGAACCCACUGUAGUUAAUACGACACUCACAAAUCAACGACCGCCACCUCCGAUCCCAUCAAACUUUUCCGAAUCACACCCAUCGAUGAACCAUGCAAUGAAUAAUUCCGGGACUGAUUCAUUAACUAUUGUUGGACAAGAUAUUGCUAUUACUUUACGACAAGGCCAACUUACUCAAACAUUGUUAACAAAUUCAACAACAUCACCAUUGGUCAAUUCGAAUACUGUAAAUGAGAUCUUGCCGACGAAUCCUCGACAACAAUCUCAUGUGCUAAAGCAGCAGCAACAAGUGGUUUUUUAUCCAAACCGAAUGGAAUUUCUGCCAUUAUGUGAUUUAUUGUUCAAUAUCAUAUCUCUUGCUGCAUAUUUUUGCGAUGUUGUAUUCGAUUCAGUGACAGCAUAUACUUUGUAUCUAAAUCGUCAAUUUACUUGGUUGGGCGUUUCAUUGUUUCUCAUUUUGAUGACUGCUAUCAUCAGUCAUAUCUUAUCAUAUCGUUGGUGUCGAAGAGAUGUGGAUGAACAAUAUGGUAAUAAUGACCAAAAACAGAAUCAACGUUGUUCAUCGGCGAAUCCUAUUAUGUUACAUCCUGAUCGAUGGAAAGAUAAUUCUUCACAAAUAAUGACUUUCAUUCAUCUACUUCAAUGUGGCGUUUUAUGGCGAUAUUUUAAAUUAUUUGCUCCUGUCAAUCUAGCCACAGUGAAACGGGAAGUUAGCGAACUUUGUAUCCUGAGAAUGGUACAUGCUUUCUUCCAGGCUGGACCAAUGCUUCUAUUACAAACGUAUCUAGUUUGGCGUAAACCGUCGUUGAACAUGAUCACAGAUUUGAAUAUCAUUUCUAUAUUCCUAUCAUUGUUCUCUAUUUGUUGGGCAUUGUCAUCGUUCAACAAGAAUAUCAGACCAGAUAAGAUACAUAGACUGGUACUCACUUGGUUCGGUGUUAUCUUUCAAUUCUUUUGGCGUGUUGGAACCAUCACAUCACGAAUCGUAGCAUUGACCGUCUAUGCUGUACUAUACGAACAAUGGGUUUUUGUCGUUAUUUUUCUACAUUGGUUUUCCAUGUUGCUUUGGUUACUUACUCCCCAUAUGUUACAGCAUUUAGAUCAUCAGGUAGAUGGUACAAAUAAUCAAAAAUGCAACAGAAAGAAAAAAUUGCUUGGUGCUGCAUCUUUGGCAUGGAUCUAUGUAUUCUGUUUUGUUAACAUGGAAGAUAAUCAUUCCCGGUAUCGAAUGUUGGCAUUCUAUUUGAUGAUGUUUGCUGAGAACAUUUUGUUAUUGAGCAUAUCCAUGUUUUUCGAUAAUCGUUUAUCAACAAUACAUGGAUAUCGAAGUUUAGCCAUUUGUCUAGUAAUUGGUUCGUUUAUAUUCGGCAUCAUAUUCAUGUGCAUCUAUUAUCGUUACUUUCAUAUUCGUAAUCUCAAAAAUUCCAUACAAUGUUCCACUGCUCCAUCUGGAGCAACUAUAGAUUUUGAAAAUUGUCCAUCAUCACAACCCGAUCAGAUUUCGAUGAAAGAAAAAUCUCUAUUAGAUCAAUUAAUCAUGAAUCAAACACAAACACUGGCCAUCAAUCAUAAAGACAUGGAUCCUAAAUUGUUGCCAUUCGCUAUGAAUACGAUUCCAUUUUUGAAUCAUCAAUCUCAGUCAUUAAGAAACAAUCUCAAUCAAAUGAAUGUUGAUGGAAAUUCUACAACAAUUAAUGAUAAAAAUAUUGCUGGUGUGUUCAAUUGCCGAUUAAAUCCAGCACUGAAGCGUAAAAAGAAAAAACCAUCAACCAUACCUCCAUUACCUCAAGAGAUGCUCAUUAAUGGCAUUGAUGCUGGUGAUCGAUCUACAAAUAAAUUACCGUUAAAAAAUACACUAGAAUCCAUUUCAGAAAAUGGUGCCAUGAACAAAAGUAGUAGCCAAAUUCAGCGACCUGCUUUGGAUUCUUGGAAACCUGGAUUUCAUAGUAAAAAUUUUAUCAAACAAAUCCAACGACCAUUGACUAAUUCAAGUGUUUUGAUGCGUUCCUAUCGACAAAGUCCAGCCGAAACAUGUUGGCGAAAACCAGAUUUAUCUGGUCGAUCAUGGUCCAUAUCACCAGCAGCAAUGAUGAAAAUUGGUGAAUCGUCAAAAUUUGGUUCAUCCGUUAUUCAGACAAAAGAUUCGGUUUCAUUUCAACAGCAACCGACAGCAAAAUUUACAGAUAAACUAGAUUUUGCACUUAUGAAUCAAUUGAAGUUUGAAUCAAAUGAAAUGAUGAAUAGUAAGAAAAUUGUUCGACCCAAACCUAUUGUACAACAUUCAAUCAAUAUUGAUUCAAUCAGUGAAAUGAACAUUGAUAUAAAUCAUACUGCCAAUCUACAAACUUCGAAUUAUGGAAACUUUUCAAAUGAUAAACAGCAUCAAGAAGUCAUCUAUAACUACUAUGAAUAUCUAAAUUCAUUAAAAAGUUCCAAAAAAGAUCUUUCCGGAUCCUCAGAUAAUAAUCCAGAUAUGUUCAACAUGUUACAUCAACGUCCGCCGGUUCCAGGUCGAGAAAGUCGUAACAAAAUGAAAGAAGAUCAAGGUGGCCACCAAUCAGCAAAUAACUAUGAGGAGGGUAAAAAAUCUUUAAUAAACAAUUAUACGGGCAAAAAUCAAGCAUUUAAGACAACCAUACUUACAUCGUCUUUAAAACAACAACCUCAACAUCAUCGGCAUUCAACCCGAAAGAAAAGAUUUCAUCAAGGUGCAAAAAAUAGUAAGAAUCGUAUAAAAUCUAAUCAAAAAUAUAGACCAAGAUCAACGAAUCUGUCCACCACUUCCUAUUCAUCGAGUGAAUUUUCAUCGAAAUCCGAUUUUUCUAGCGGAGAAGACGGCGACAUUGAAUCGGAUGUUAAUCAUCAUACCGAUGUACAGCAAAAAUACAAUGGUAUUAAUCGAACAAAACUACAUCUUCCUUCAACAUUGACAAACCAAAAUGCAUAUUUGACUAACUUGUACGAUCAAGUCAAUCAAGAUUAUGAUAACGUAAUCGCAACUGACGAUCUUCAUAAUGUUCAAAGUGAAUGUCAAGCACAUCUCGAUUCUGGAUACGGGCAAAUCGCUGCCACUAAUUUUAAUGAGCUUAACUUUGUAUCAUCAACUGUCAACAAGUAUUCGCCAUAUUUUCAUCAUUCAAACAGCAUCAGACCGCAGCAACAAACCGCCAAAAAACAUAAUACCCCUUUGUAAUAUUUUCCUAUAUUUUUAUUUUGUUGAUUCUUUUCUUUAUUAUUCAUUAUUAAUUAUUUUAUGCAAAAAAAUUGCAAUUUACGUACAUUCACAAACAGAAUAAAAAGGAGACUUUUCUCUUGAGAAAUUAUUAAUAGAUUAUAAACAUUAUGGAUCGAUAAUUUCACAUGUAUUAUAUGUAAUAACUAACUAUUAACUUGUGUUGAUAUUCUAAUGGCACGCCAAUAAAUUUAUGUACAAAUCGAUUGAAAAGUUUUCACUCUCAUAGAAAUCAAUCAUAAAUUUGAAAUGUCAUUAUUCAAGUCAUUCAUGAUGAAUACAGAAUUUGAAAUGGAUUUCAAACGAAAAUCUUAUAACGUUGGUUUCAUCAAUGUAAGUUUAGUUUUAGUUCCAUCUGAAGUCUGAUGAAAUUGUUUCACAGAAUGCCCCAUAUGCGAAUAUCCAUGCAAAUGAUGAUUUAUGGAAUGGGUUUGAAUUACGUAUGAUUCAAACAUUGGCAUCUUAUUUCAAUUUGACCAUACAUUAUGAACAAUUUAAUGGUGAAUAUGGCAGCCGAAAAUCGAAUGGCACUUGGUCGGGAAUAAUCGGAAAAAUUAUUUUGAAGGUUUGUGAUUAAUAUUCAAGUUGUCAUGUUAUUUUUUCAAUGACGAAUUUAGGAUUUUGAUUUUGUUUUUGGUGGUGUCGCAUUAACUUAUGAUAGAAUGUCUGUCAUUAAUUACCUUUAUCCACAUUGUAUCGACCAAUUUACUUUUGCCACGACUACUACUGGCAGUCAAAUUGAUAUGGAGGUUUUCAUCAAAUCAUUCGAUUGGAUCGAAUGGCUAUUACUUGUAUUUUUUCUAUUUUUCUUAUUUGAUCGAUUAACAAAUUUGGUUGAACACCGAAAAUUCCAUGAUUCUUUCGUAUGGAUUUCAGUAUGUAUAAUAUUUAGACAACCAUAUCGAUUGAUAAAUCGGUCAAAUUCAUCUAGAAAACUGUGUGCCAUUAUAUGGCUAUUUUCGGCAUUGGUUUUGUUCAAUGUAUACUGCUGUCGAUUAUAUUCAAUAUUGACGAUUCGUACUAAUCAUGUGGUUGAUACUGUGGAUAAAUUAGCCAAAGGUGCCGUCCAAAAUAGUAUCAUACCAGUUGUCAUGGAUUCCAGUGUUUAUCAAAUGUUAAACAAUUCUGGUAUAACUUCAUACGAUUUGAUAUCAGAUAAAUCAAUCCAAGUAGCCCAUCUAAAUGAUGGCAUCAAUUUAAUUAUUCAAACUAGUAAGCAGUUGAAGAAAUCUUUCUCCGAAAAGCAUAAAGCCUAUGCAUUUAUAGCCACACGUUUUAGUCUUGAAUUCGCACAGUUGAAUUAUGGUGAUAAACUAAUGUACAUACCGCCACCAACGAUACAAGCUGAAUUCUUUCCAUUGUUCAUUUCCAUACUGUUUGGAGAAACAUUCGAUCAUCGAGACGAAUUUAAUUACAUGUAUGACCAAACUUGAAAUGAUCGAAUAUUCAAGUUAUUUAAAUUACUCCAUUAUCAUUACAGAAUAUCACACCUUCAUUCGGCUGGAAUAUUCGAUUAUUGGAAAUUUCAGGAGCUCUCUACAACCAAAUACAAGGUUUCAAAUCAGAUAUCAAUUGAUGAUGCACAAUUAUAUGAUGAGAAAAAUAUGAAAAUUGAUAUGCAACAACUUAGCGUCGAACAUUACCAGAGUUUAUUUAUUUUAUUUGCAAUAAUGACAAUAGUUUCUACAGCUGUAUUUUGUUUGGAAUUUUUUUUUCAAAUAAUAACCAAUAAAAAUAACUGGUGUUCAUGGGAGUGA
Molecule: messenger RNA, 5437 nt
Organism: Dermatophagoides farinae (American house dust mite)
Lineage: Eukaryota; Metazoa; Arthropoda; Arachnida; Sarcoptiformes; Pyroglyphidae
Cellular component (GO): membrane
Source: RefSeq, a predicted model, not a curated record